CUGUAUCGAGAGUGUUUCAGCUACACUGAGUAUCGUCGAUUCUGCAAUCUUUCUGUUCCGCUGACAUGGGACGAUCUUUCCGCUGAUAUUCCGGACGCUUCAGUCCGCCAGAAGAUGAGAAGCCUCUAUGGAGACCCAGCCAAUGUCGAUUUAUGGGUUGGUGGUAUUGCGGAGAAACGGUUACCGGAUGCGUUGAUGGGACCAACGUUUGCCUGCAUUAUCGGCGAUCAGUUCCGGCGUCUGAGAGAUGGCGAUCGAUUCUGGUAA
Cooperia oncophora is the source of this 267-nucleotide messenger RNA. Lineage: Eukaryota; Metazoa; Nematoda; Chromadorea; Rhabditida; Trichostrongylidae. The record is from the annotation of a GenBank genome assembly.